CCCUGCGAUGCCACCGGGAGUCGGAGUGCCAUCAGCCACGUCCCUGCCUUCGUCUCCAUUCCCUGCAAUGGAGCUGAGUCGGGUGCACCCGCAGGGAUGGGGCACCCACGGCCGCUCCGGGCAGCAGUGCCAGGGCCUCAGCUCCCCCUGGGAUGAACUUCCCUGACCUCGAAUCCCAAUCCCCCUCUUCACGUUAAAACCAUUCCCUUGGUCCCAUCGCCACCCGGACACGUAGAAAGUUCAUUUCCACCAUGUUUAUCAUCUCCACUGAGACAACGGAAGGCCACAGCGAGCAGCCACAGCAAGUGCUGGGGACGGGGCAGGCGCAGAGCCGUGCUGUGACAGUGUCACAGAGAGCUCUUGUGAGCUCAGGGAGAGGGGCUGAGCUCAGCGGUCACGGAAGCCCCCGCUGCCACUCUCGAGCUCCCUUGGCAGAGAGAAUCCCUUCACGGACGCUGACGGUGCUUCCGACACCCGACGCCGCUUUCUUUGGAUCGUUUGUGGCGCCACCGGCCUGCUGCAAUACAGCCCACCUUUGGCAACGCAGCAGCGCUGGUGACACCGCAACCCCUCUACGUCCCCGCUGUCACCUCCGUGGUGCCUCAGGUCUGGCCUGGGGUGCCCCGUGUCCGGGGACAGGGAGCGCAGCUCCCACCCGGGGGGCCGCCUCCAUCUGUGCGUCAGCUCCCACCUUGGGGGCUGCACCCAGGGACGGCUCCCCCCGCGGCCCCUGCCCACCGCUGGGGACAUCCCCUGCAGGCAGGGACACCGCAGCCCCCGCAGCCGAUGGGGCUGUGGCCUGGGGCCGUGUUCCACGCGCAGCCCCCGCAGCCCGCAGGCGGCUGCCCGCUGCAGGACCCCCAUCGCCGCGUCCUUCCGCCGGCACCUCCAGCGCAGCAGCAGGGGCUCCCCGCGCCCUGCACCCUGCCCGCCAGCUGGCAGCAGGCGCCAGGGCCCUUUGCAGAUGCCGUGGUGCUCACGGAGGGCCAGGGGCACCCGGCGCCCACCCACGCGUGCCCCCAACCCACCGUGGCUCCGCUCGGCUGCAGCGGCGCGGCGCUGGACUCAGGUGCGGCGACAGCGAGCGCAGACGUGGCGGAGGACGUUGCUGAUCUGCUCCCGUGGAUCAGCGAACUGACAUCCAACGCAGGCAUCCCGGUCGACACCUCGGAGAUCGACGAUGUGCUGGCGUGGCUCAGCAACGAAGGGACCCCCAGCUCAGCCGUUCCAGGGGACAAGGAGGACAUCGACAGUCUGCUCACCUGGAUCGCUGAAGCGUCGAGUUGCCCGGAGGUCCCCCAGCCGCCACUGCCAGCCGUCCCCAGCAGCCUCAGCACCUCUCCUGCCAUCGGAGCGGCCCCCGACCUUCCCACGAGCGGCAGGCAGCUCAGCAGAGAGGCGCAGGCUGUCGCCGGGCCCCUCGGGGAGCCGUGCUCAGGGCAGCCGGCAUCCUCUGAGUCUCGGCUCCGCGAGCACCUGAUGGAGGAGGCGCGGCAGAGGCAGCCCCGGGUGCUUCUCAGCCGCCUGGCGCUGCCGACCCGCCUGGACGCUCGCGUGCCUCCUUCGGCCCAGACCGCAUGGCUGAUGGAGGAGGCGAAGCAGAGGCAGCCCCGGGUGCUUCUCGCCCGCCUGGCGCUGCCGCCCGGCUGCACCUCCUGCCGCGUGCCGGACAGCCGCCGCCAGGGUGGCACCGAGCCGGCCGAGUGCCCGGCGCCCGCCCGCAGCGCCAGGAAAGGCAGGAGCAGAGGGCGCGAGCAGCGCAAGGACGGCGUCCCGGCCGGGAAGAGGAAGCCGCCCCCGGGCCAGGACGCUCCGCGGCAGAAACGGCGGCGCUAGGCGAGGCCGGCCGGGCUCAGCCUCAGCGGGAGCGGCUGCGGAAAGCGGCCCGCAAAGAAGGCGCAGCUGAGGCGCGGCCACGGCCCGCAAAUGAGGCUCCCUGCAGCCCCGGGCUCCUCGCCGGCCCCUGCGGCACAGAGAGCAGCGGCGGUGCUCCAGGGGCACCGGCACCGGCCCCAGCGCUGCCCCUCCAAACCUGGGCUGUCCACCGACGUCAUCUUGGACUGCUCCAUUAUCUGACACGAUGUUCAAUUAGGUUACACUGCAUUAAAUUAUUAAAGGUUUUAUAUUCACUUUC
Messenger RNA from Tympanuchus pallidicinctus (lesser prairie-chicken), 2134 nucleotides. RefSeq lists its product as uncharacterized. Lineage: Eukaryota; Metazoa; Chordata; Aves; Galliformes; Phasianidae. Bases 787 to 1836 code for a protein of 349 amino acids. The transcript is spliced from 6 exons. The record is from RefSeq and is a predicted model, not a curated record.